GAAGACACACAAACCUCGAGGAUUGUGGAUGAGGCAGGCUCAGCACCAUUAGACUUGAAGAUGGCCCCUUUUCAGAGCAAUAAGGAUCUGAUCGCUACAGGGAUAAAGGAGUUUAAUGUUCUGCUGGAUCAGCAGGUCUUUGAUGAUCCUCUUAUCUCUGAAGAAGACAUGGUGAUUGUGGUUCAUGACUGGGUGAACUUGUACACCAACUAUUACAAGAAGCUCAUGCUUGGGGGGCAGGAGGAGCAAGACAGGGCGCUGACAGAAUUCCAGCAAGAGCUGAGUACUCUGGGCAGCCAGUUUCUAGCCAAAUACAGGACCUUUCUGAAGUCCAAAGAGCCCCCAAGCAGUACACUGCCAUCCUCAUAGCUUAAAGACUCUGGGCAUCAUGUCUUAGAACCCCAAACUCUUGGCUCUGUGUUAUAUCUUCAGACCGUUCUCCCAAGAUGUUGCUGUACUUUGACAUGCCAAUAAAGACCAAUACUCA
Messenger RNA from Mus caroli (Ryukyu mouse), 487 nucleotides. It is a transcript of the gene Ahsp, whose product is annotated as alpha hemoglobin stabilizing protein. Gene Ontology annotation, cellular component: cytoplasm. The record is from RefSeq and is a predicted model, not a curated record. Gene Ontology annotation, biological process: erythrocyte differentiation; protein folding; protein stabilization. Lineage: Eukaryota; Metazoa; Chordata; Mammalia; Rodentia; Muridae. Gene Ontology annotation, molecular function: hemoglobin binding.